Lathyrus sativus (Indian pea) is the source of this 732-nucleotide messenger RNA. NCBI's taxonomy places the organism in Eukaryota, Viridiplantae, Streptophyta, Magnoliopsida, Fabales, Fabaceae. The record is from the annotation of a GenBank genome assembly.
AUGUCAACUCAUUCACUCUAUACUCUAAUCACACUUUAUCUCUCUUUUGUACCACUCAUCUCUUUCUAUCUUGGUUUGUUUCUACACCUCUUUCACCGAUUUCAUCUCCUAUUGUUGCUCAACAUUCACGAAAUUGGAAAACCCUUUGAAAUGUUCAACGGCAUCACCGAUUGCACGGAGUUAUGGAAGCUUGCUGUCAAAAUACAUCACAAAUGGAAGGUAACCACCACAAUGAAGGAGCAUUUUGAGAUGGUUGUUGUAGACAAACAAGGUCAUGACAUUCAUGUUGUUGUUCCAACAAUCUUUAGACAAGCAUUUGACUCUGGUUUAUCUGUUAAUAUGACCUGCACGAUGUCGAACUUCCAAGUUCAACCAAAUCACUUGAUUUUCAAACCCACGCCCCACAAAUAUUUAUUGAAGUUCACUGGUGGGACAAGAAUUGGAGAUAUUGGUAAAUAUGACAUCCCCGAUAAGGUGAUUAACCUUACCCCUUUUGCGGACAUCAUCUCGGGAAAAUGGCCGAAGAAUCUCCUAAUAAAUGUUAUAGGUGUGAUCGACGAAAUUGGAUACUCCCAACCCCAAUUUGGAGGAAAGAAACCUCAAGUCAACUUGGUAUUGAGAGAUUUAUGUGACAACGCAUUGCAUUGUACUCUAUGGAAGGCUAUGCUGUGGAGUUCUUUGACUACAAUCAAAAACAAUUUUAUUCGUCAACAUCAACUGUUAUUCUCAUGA